Andrographis paniculata is the source of this 1098-nucleotide messenger RNA. RefSeq lists its product as uncharacterized. The coding region runs from base 38 to 847 and encodes 269 amino acids. The transcript has 5 exons. The record is from RefSeq and is a predicted model, not a curated record. Lineage: Eukaryota; Viridiplantae; Streptophyta; Magnoliopsida; Lamiales; Acanthaceae.
CCGUCUGUGUUUCCGAAGCAGGCUUCCGACACGAGCGAUGAUUCCCUGCAGCGCCCUACGCACUGCAGCUUCUCUUCCACCGGCGCCGCUGAUUUCACCGACCUCACGCGGCGUUACUGGCUUCAACAUCAGCCCCAGAUUUCCGAGCCGAGGCGGCUCCUGCCGGAGAGUUUCCUGCUCACUCGAAAAUUCCGAUGUGUUUGCGGCGGCGUCUCAAAAUUCUUCGGAAAACGGCGGAUUGGUAUCGGAGCCGAGGAUUGGGAAUGGAUGUUUUAAAUUUGAAGUGAGAAGUCCGUUUGUUCCAGCUCGUAUAAUAUCAGUGCCAAGGCUGAGUUUGACCGAUCAGGCUUUCUUGCUUUUCGCAUUUAUUGGCUCCACGACUUGUUUAGCAUUCACCAGCUUAGUUGUUGCAGCUGUGCCGACCUUAUUUGCAAUGCGGAGGACAGCAAUAUCUCUAGCAAAGUUGGCUGAUACUGCUCGUGAGGAGCUUCCCAGUACAAUGGCUGCAAUUAGGUUGUCUGGCAUGGAAAUCAGUGAUCUCACUCUAGAAUUGAGUGACUUAAGCCAAGAAAUUGCAGAUGGAGUCAAUAAAUCUGCCCAAGCUGUGCAAGCUGCAGAAGCUGGAGUUCGACAAAUAGGUUCACUUGCUCGUCAACAAACAAUGACUAUGAUUCAGGAAAGGGCUAGCCUCCCAAUAAUCUCAUUACAACCAGUAGUGGCUGGGGCUGCGAAGAAGACUUCUCAUGCUGUAGGUCAAGCCACGAAAGCUUUCUUGAAUAUCAUAUCUCAAGGUGAGAAUAACUCGGUGGGUGAAGAUGCAAUCUCUGAAGACAGGAUAGACAUCUAAAGAAAUCCGUUGAUGUACUGAUUUACAGUUGGAAACUACAAGUGAUACAUCAUUCCUAAUUUGGUUGCAUAAGCAAACAAAUUUCGCUUCUUAGUUCUCUACAUAUGAAGAUGAUGCAAAAAUCUUUGUAGCAUUUUCUCUUGUGUAUAGGUCAUUAUCUUUCCACAAUAAUGGGGAUAUUAGCCAAGUGGAACAGAUAUUCUUUAUCCAUAUAAAGUUUGUUUGAAUUGAUUGUGUAUGCUUUAAUGGUA